CGCCAAUUCGCCAUUUUUGUGCUAUUGGAAGCCAUUUUUCAAUAUCAGUUGUUAAAAUUUAUGCGUUUGUAAUUUUGUACUGUAUCUGUGACCUUAAUUUUGUUAUUUUUUUACGUAGAAACAGUGUAUCUUUAAUUUGAUAACCAUGAGUAACACAGCAUCAACACCGCUCUUCGCUUGUUCGCGUUGUUUCUCAAGACACCCUUUCGAGGAAUUAUCAACUGGCGAACAACUUUGUAAGGAAUGUCGCGGAUCUUUCCCAGUCGUCAAGUGUACGUACUGCCGUUCUGAGUUUCAACAAACAAGCAAAUCCAAUACAUCAUCAAUUUGUAAGAAGUGUGAAGCCAAUGUAAAGGCUUACGGCAAGCCUACAGCAUGUGAAUAUUGCAACAUCAUCGCUGCGUUUAUUGGUAACAAAUGUCAACGGUGCGCUAACUCUGAGCGCAAGUAUGGGCCAGCGGUCACCUGCGAGCAGUGCAAACAACGCUGUGCUUUUGACCGCCAUGAUGAUAGUAAAAAGGUUGACGGAAAGCUCUUAUGUUGGCUAUGCACUCAGUCUCUCAAACGAGCGCUGGCGAGAACCAAGCAGCAUCUCUCUUCUGUGGAUAAACAUAAGCACAGGGGACACAAGUCCAGGAGUGGUCACAAGGAGAAGCGCAAGUCGGAUAUGAUGAAGUCGAUGAACUCCAAUGAUUCAUCACUUAAUGACUCCCAGCCAUCGGAGAAGAAAUCUAAGAUGAACCCAUUGCAAGUUAUAUUUCGCUCCAUAGGUGAGCUGGACCCCAACAGUUCUGACCAUGUGGUAGCGAUGACACAGCUGAAGGAGACGAUUGCCAGCCUACAGAAGAAAGUUCAACAGAAGGACAAUGAGUUACUUGCCAAAGAUAAAUUGAUCACGGAACUUAAAGCCCAGCAUCUAAACAACACACAGGAUCUACGAAAUGAGAUGAAAAACAAGGAGCGACUGAAUGAGACCAAGUUUAAUCUAAUGAACACUAAAAUACAGAAUCUGCUCAAAGAAGUGGCGACCCUAAGCAAGUCCGCUAAAAAAAACAAUAAAAACACCAAGAUUGCGCUAGCUAAUACAGAAAACAGCGGCAGUGGAACGGACAGCCCGAGCACUAACUAGAACAAUUUUCAACUCUAACCCUUUGAUUUCUAGGUAUAAUAUUACUCGACAAAAACAAUGGAAAAUACUUUCCUCUUAUUUUUUUACUCUACAAAUGGUUUUAUUUGUAGAAUUUUUAUAAUCAUAAGCGUAAGUAGGUUUCAAUUUAACGACAUGAUAGUUUUUAAUUUAUUAUGCUAACUUGAAAAAGUUUUUACCGUUUUAUCUGAAGUACAUUAAUUAAUUUAUCCUGUAGCGUCAUAUUUUGUUACUUGUAUAAACUGAUGCGGGUUUAAAAGGUAUUAAGUCUAUGACUACUCGGUUAACAAAGAGAUAUGAUGAUAAUUUGGAGAUUAUUUUUUGUAUAAUUUUUCAUUUGUCUUCAGUAUCAGUGUAUCUAAACUGAAUAGUUUUUGCAAAGUUUUUAACAUUUAACAUUGAAAUACAUAGGAUAGUGCACAACAAUCUAACGAAAAGGUUAUUCUUAUGUUUGAUUGUAUUAGUCUAAAUUUAUAAAACUGUAUCAUAUCGCAUUUUUUAUUUUUGUAUCAAUUCUCUUGUUAUUAUUUUUAAGUAGUUGUACAGUCUUGUGACAAUGAAAGUAGUGUAUACCUAAUAGGUAGAUCAGUUUGUAUUCACGAAUACGUUUUUAAAUAAAGAACUACGUUAUCGGAGUAAUUAUUCGAUGUAAAAUAAAUUAUGAAAAUAAAACAUAAAAAAAAGAAAUGUGUGUUGAAUUAAAUUAUUAUUAAUUAUGUUAGUCCGAUAGAAAAGAGGUUUGAUAUAAGUGAGAUAUUGUGUAAUGCUGUUAGAUGUUAGCUAUUUUAUUUGUACACAUAAAUGUUCGGCUCAUUGUAUUGGUGUGUUCACAUUGUUUGAGAAAUUUGGUGCCCUGUGUUGCAAUGUGCAUGCACCAUAAUGUAAUUGUGAUCAAGUACCGGACUGAAUAAAUUCUGUCAUAUCAGUGUUAACAAUAAUUAUGAUUUAUGAAGCAACGUUUGAUUCGAAUUGGUUUAAGUAUGUGUGAGAGAUAUAGGUUAACGAUAAUAACGACACACUAAUAAAAAAUUUAAUAAGACUUUAUCAGUGUUACUUUAUCGAAAUUGGAAUUAAAAUUCAAACUGAAUAUUUAAAAAAAGACCUUAUUUUGUUAAGAGUACAAUAGAUUUUUGGCUAUGACCCUCGAGAUAGGCGAGAUUGAUAUUGUAAAGAUCACAAUGUUAUAUAUAUAGCUGUAAGAUUGUUUUUUAGCCAUUGUUUUGUGAUUAUUUUCCAAACUUAAUGUUUUACCACGUGACGCACAACUGAUUAUCAAACAGGAAAAUAUGUAUAUGUUUGUUAAGCAUGAUCUAUUGUCAUAUAAUGAGAGUUAUCGUGUCUGGAUUUGCAAAUAGAAGUGAAUCUUGCAAAACUAAUUAUUAAUUAAAGUUAUAGUCAUCGUCAGAUCAGCUACAUGAUGUCUACUGCUGAUAAUAAGCCAUCCCUAAUGACUUCCAAAUCGGUCAGUUAAAUCAAAAUACUUUUAUGGUGACUGGUAAGUCA
Molecule: messenger RNA, 2650 nt
Organism: Spodoptera exigua (beet armyworm)
Lineage: Eukaryota; Metazoa; Arthropoda; Insecta; Lepidoptera; Noctuidae
Source: the annotation of a GenBank genome assembly